AUGAGCAGCCACAUUAAGGUUAGUAAGGGUAUCACACAUUCUAUCCGAAAUGUGUCGCAGAAGGGAACUUUUGGGAAUGAAUUCGCUUCUGGUUCCAUGCAGAAGUUAGCUAUUAAAUACGUGUCGUCUGCACUUAAAGUGCCUUAUUUCUUAAAUGAAACAGACGAAGAAUGUAUUCGUCAAGCCAUUCCGCAUCGGUUGAUCAUAUUCGAUGAUGAGAAUGCAAAAGAUGUCGCUCAUGGACAUCUAAAAUUUUUAGCUGAGUACGUGGCUAAAAGUGUCAAAUUAAUGAAUUUUUCUGGUCAGGAUGUUAAGCUGAUAGGACCAAAGUUCGAUAAAGAGGAAGUAGAUUGUUUUAAAACAGCUAGAUCAAUACAUUACUGUACAAAGUCCCCAGUACGUUUAGACGAGGUGCGGCGAUUAUCGUCUUCGCGUGCAAUCCAAUUAAAGCUUAAAUGUAUGAAAAGAGAGUUGGGUUCGAUGAUGGUAGAGUACACAGCGAUUGUCAAGAAAAUUCUUGAUAAUCCGACGGCAGGUGGAGCUGAUAAAUUAGUGCAGAGAAGGAAGAUAUUAGACGUAGAGAUUGCAGAGAAAGAAUAUGAAGUUUCGGAUCUCGAGACUUCUUUUAAAACCAUUAAUUCACAAGAACCUGUAGAAGUUUUAAAAUGCUGCAACGUUGGCGUAGAGAAUUGUAACGUUAAUGCAGAUGUGAUGGUUGCAUUUGAUUCACUAUACGAUGUAGACUUACAACAACUUAUAGUAAAAGCAGAAAAGCUGAAUGUCUCCGAAAUAUAUGCGACUAUAAUCUUACCUUUUGGUUUGCUGUACGUCGAUAGGUAUUAUUCAGAAGAACUCAAUGUAACCUUUAUCAAACAUGGUGACGGAUUCCUCAUGGUGCAUGGUCAGGAUAUGUCGAACGGCUAUGUACAUGAAUAUUCAGUUUCGGUGAUGAGACUGAUGGAAAACUCUUUUAUUAAACCAGCGGAUGGAAAUCGCGAACAUAUUUGGACGUAUGAAAUCAUAAAGGACGUGGCUGAAAUUUGCUUAUUAAGAUUCUACAGGGCAAAAGAAACAAAAAGGGUGGUACGGAAGAAAUUGCCAUCCAAAUUUGAUAAAUAUACCAUUAUUAUGCAUCCUGUUGAAUACUUUUCGAGAAUUCCAAGAAGACCGAUCAUGGUCCCCACUCAGAAGUUGAACGUUGCUGUAUCACGUGUUAAACGUGAGAAAAAUAUGAAAACCAUUGUGGAAGACCUUUAUGCAUACGUGCAAUGUAUGUUUUUUAAAGUUGUUGGUAUGGAUCGUGACUUGUUGACCGAAGCAUACAAAGUCGCGAGAAAAGAGUACUCAAUUUUCGAAAAAAUUAUAAAAGAAAUGUCGGAUUGGUUAAAGAUGACGGCAGAACAUAUUCCGUUUGUGUAUAAGAUCUUGGAUUUUUUCACAGCUCCGAAUUGCAAAAAAUAUAUGGACGAGAGGAUAGAUUUGCAGGACCUCAUUCUUGAUUCACGUGUCACAGAUAUUGAGAGAUUUAACGACCAUUUUAAGAUGAUUAGUAAGGGAUUUGUUAUGGAGAUAGACACUAUCCCGACGUUGGUUGAUGUUUUUAAAUCCAUAGUUAACGGUGAUGAUUCUGCAUAUUACCAGAGAUUAUCAGCGAAAUAUUCGGACAAGGAGUUACAGGAGUUUUUUGGUAGACAUAGUGUACUUUCUACGUUAGAAUCAUACAAUAAGGCUUUAGAUCAGACCACACGUAAGUACGACAUUGAAAGAAAAAAUAGGGAAGAUGAAUUAGAACGUAAGAGGAAGGAAAUCGAGACUUUAAAGGAUGAGGAACAUAAUAGUGAAGGGGAAUCGAUGACAGCUGGUCUUUCGGUUGUUCAGAAGACAAAAGGAGAGCAUGAGUGCGAUAUUGGUGAAGUUAUAAAUCUUACGGAAUCAGUCUUCGGUGCACAUAAUGCGUACACUGUCCAACAUUUACAGCAAGAUUCGGAUAAAAGAAUGGAUGACCUGACAGCAGCAGCUUUCAAAUACAAUUGUUCUAGACUCGAAGGAAAAACGGUUAAACAACUUUCCGACGCUCAGAUUAAGAAUUUGAUCAAAAGGUUGACAAAACAAGGAAAAGUUGCCAACACGACUGUUACGGUUGCAGAAGCUAUUGAAGCUAUGCAUUUGUUAAAAAUGACAUACUCGAGGGAAUUGCCUAUGCAAUCGAGUAAAGUGCUCUUCGAUCUGAAGAAGGCUAUAUUCGAGUCUAUCAAAACUAUCGCAGCGUCAGAAACCGUAAAUAAUAUCACGGAAAAGAAGGUUGAAGUUAUAAAAGGGCUUGCUGGGGCAGGAAAGACGUUUUAUGUAUGUGAUAAGUUUGAACCUUCGGAAGACGCAUACAUAUCACCGAUGGCAGACGUUUUGUAUGAGACUGAACGGGUCCUUUACAUUGAUGAAGCAGGAGCGUUUAAUAAACAGUACCUUAUAUUUAUCAUGUUGAUGUUCAAUGUCAGGAAGUUCGUAUUCCUUGGCGAUGACGAACAAACAAAGUACUUUGAUCCGUUCGGUGAUCUAGGUACCGACGAUUUUUGUUCGCUUGUCGACUAUAAAGAUAUUACGGUCAUGUACUUUUCGUUCAGAUUCGGUCCGACAGUGGCUGCACAUUUGAACACGGCGUUCAAUUACCCUGUGUUUUCGUUAAAAAAUACAGAUACAAAAUUAUUUACCAUGGAAUCUCAGAUCACACACCUGCGGAAGGCGGUACAAAUCUCACGGUGA
Ambispora gerdemannii is the source of this 2760-nucleotide messenger RNA. NCBI's taxonomy places the organism in Eukaryota, Fungi, Glomeromycota, Glomeromycetes, Archaeosporales, Ambisporaceae. The record is from the annotation of a GenBank genome assembly.